Messenger RNA from Tetranychus urticae (two-spotted spider mite), 2520 nucleotides. RefSeq lists its product as uncharacterized. Gene Ontology annotation, molecular function: RNA polymerase II cis-regulatory region sequence-specific DNA binding; nuclear receptor activity. NCBI's taxonomy places the organism in Eukaryota, Metazoa, Arthropoda, Arachnida, Trombidiformes, Tetranychidae. Gene Ontology annotation, biological process: positive regulation of transcription by RNA polymerase II; negative regulation of transcription by RNA polymerase II; cell differentiation. The record is from RefSeq and is a predicted model, not a curated record.
AUCGUCAAAAUGAUUGGAAAUGUUUAUAUUCAAAUGUGUGAAAUGUUCAAAUCGAGGAAAAAUUCAAUUUGUUUAUUUUUCUAUUAUCUUUCUUUUAUUGAAUAACAGAAUAAAAUUUACCGGUGAAUUAAAAAAGUCAACAUUAAAACUGUUUUUCACCACUAUCUACCUGAUCUGUAAAUCUGACUCAUUGAUAGUUUCUUAUUGACAUUCUAGUUUUACAUGCAGAAAUGAAUAGAGAGAUAAUAUGUUCAUAAGGAUUGAUAAAAAGAUUUAUGCUGAUGAUCAUUAAUGAUUAUACAAAAAGAGCAACUACAAUCAACAGAAUUAAUCUGUAAACCAUAAUAAAUGAAAAUGCAGGCAAAUCAAGAAACUGUCCUGACUACUGGUGAGCCAUUGCAUCAAUAAAAAUGUAUCUUACUGUUUUGUCCUUUGCUAUUUUGACUUUUGCUGUUUUGAACCUAAAUCAUUCUUUGUGCUGCAAAACAUUUGUUUCAUCUUAAUUUUUUGAUUUUCAUUGUAAAUUUUGUUUCAGUGAACAUCUUUUGAUUAUUUUCUGAUCAACUUUCACCAUGUUUUUUACACCGAGUCAAUCAUUUUCCGACCUCAUGGAAAGUGAACUCCAAGAAUCAUCAAUUGAAAACAAUAGUUUAUUAAGGACUCUCAUACCUGAUGAGGGAACAAUCAAACAUUAUUUAUGUGAUUUAGAUGAGCCAUCAGCUUAUUCCUGUCGACAGUUUUCUAGCUUACUAACGAGUACCAUGGAAAUUGUGCAAAAUGAUUGCUCAGAUAUGGAGUUGGAUCAGUCAAUCCAUGACCAAAGUACACCAGAAAUUUUAUCAACUUCAAGACCAGAUUCGAGUGGCAAUAAUUUACCAGACAUUCUAUCCAAUCGUCAACUUGUCACUAACAGAAGGCGCGAAAAUUUAAAGUUGAACUUUAUACUUUUAGUUAAACAUGGAUACAAGUUGACACUAACAUUAAACACUGACAAUUCUCAGGUGACUGAAACAUGGCAUCCAAAUGUGGUUAAGCAGAUAUUAGCGACUCAGUACUCUUCGAUAAGUUUAAAGUCUGAAUACAUGUCCAAACAGUUAACAUUGGAUCGCUUUGAACGAUUAUAUAUGGAUGAAGCGAUUACUGCUUUUCAGGGUAAAACAAAUUUUCAUUUAACGUUAAGCUUAUCCGACAAAAGCAAUUCAAAACUAAAAGCAAAUCCAAAUGCACUUGCUUCGAUGUGCAAUGGAAUCAGAGGUUUCAGGAAACUUGAAAGAUGUGACAAAAUAGCUCUUUUAUCAAACACAUUUUAUGAUCUCUUCCUCAUGAAAGGAAUAGUCAACUACGAUCCAGCAAUUGAUGGUUGGGAAUUUCCAGAAUCUGGAUUGACUUUUGAUCGAAGAGAUGUAUUUCUUUUUGACCGAUUCUUGAAUGAUGGUCUAACGCAUAUUAUUGAAACCUUUCCAGAUCGAUUUAGAAAUGACCCCAAAGCUGUACUACUUAUUUACCUGUUAAUAAUCUUUAACCCUGAUCUACCUGAUCUGAAGCAUCCCGAGAUUGUUAGAUAUGAACAACUAACUUAUGUAUAUUUGCUUGGACGUUACUUGAAGACAGUCUGUGAUUCCGACUGUGAAGCUUCAGACAACCAUUACAGGUUGAUGGCUAAAAUUGAUCAGGUCAAACUGUUACGAAAAAAGCUUGUUAAACAGCUUUCCUUGAUGAUGAUUGGAACUCCGGAAAAUAGCAUUUCAAAUGUCAUUUGAGCGAACUUGUAAGCUCAAUGGAUAUUCCUUUUUUGCUGAUAUACAUUCUUCGGUAGGAAUAAAACGCUUCAAUUUUUGUGUCAACUUAAUCGGUUUUGAGUUGAGUUAGAGCAGAUCGCAUGUGAAAAAGUGAUCAACAGAUGAUGAACAGUAUUAUUGAAUUAAUUUUGAAAAUUAUCUCAUCUUGAUCAAGUAUCAACCUUCAAGGCAUUUCCUUUGAAAGCCAUAGCAUUCAUUGGCUAAGCAAUAUACUGUCGGCAGCCAAAAGCAUCUAUGAAUGUUUUAUUCACCAUUUGCAUGAAACAUGAAAUUUUUGUGGAAAAUUGUGAAAAAACUGAACAGAGUUCAAUGAAAAUUUUUAUAUAUUAAUGAAUUAAUAAUAGCAUGAAAUCAAUAGUUGAACUACAAUUACAAAAAUAUCAGAGUUAAAGCAGAAUACAGGUUACUGAGAAAGUCACUGACGAUGGUUUUUUCAUUGUAAGUUUGAGUCUUUAAAUUUCGAUUGAAUUCACUGUACUCAGUGGAAAUAAAUAUGCAAUCAUUCAUGCUUACUGCAGCCUCUAGUAAAUGAGAUAUUUCCGAUUAUUACAGUUGGUCAUUUGAUUUUGAGUUAAGAAGAAACCUAAUUUUGCAUUUUAUUGAAGUGACACAGAGAUGGUGAUUACAGGGCUCAAGCUAACUUUUAUUAAACUUUUGUACAAAAAAUUGAUUGAAUUAAAAUUGUCAAAUCGAUUAAUCAUUAAUCAAAUCUUUUCUUAUU